Molecule: messenger RNA, 3523 nt
Organism: Arvicanthis niloticus (Nile rat)
Lineage: Eukaryota; Metazoa; Chordata; Mammalia; Rodentia; Muridae
Source: RefSeq, a predicted model, not a curated record
UUCCAAGCUCACUGGUGGCAGCUGGGGAAAAGCUAAAGCCAGCCCUGGAGAAAUUUCACCUCCCUCCUCUCAGGCUGCUGUCGGCUUUCCUGCCCCCAAAUGCUACCUGCAGCAGCCUGGAGUUUCUGAACCUCACACCUCUGUCCAGCAAUCCUGACUACCGUGUUGCUUUGUGGGACAUACUGGCUCUGGAUGUGACUCUAUUCUGGAGACAUCGUGUCUCCUCACCAAUGAUUACUUCUUUCUUUCCCUGCCCAGAGAGGUCAUUUUAGUUGGAAGGCCAGAAGUGCUGUGUUCUGGUUUUCUGGGUGGGCGUCUGUCCAACUGCUUUGGGGAUUUCCAGGCUGUUCUAGUAAAUGCUGGCUGCAAGUCUCUGUGUGCAAAUGCUCUCUCUCUCCCCAGGCUGUAGGGAAAGCUACCCCGACCAUGCCGGCCAGAGUGUUCAAGUGUGCCAUUAGGUGUCUAGGGAUGGCGAGACUGGAUGCAGAGCCCCUGAGCUGGCUUUGUGCCAUCCCUUCGUUUUCACUGAGGGUUGAUCCUAAGUUCCCGGGGAGCUCUCUGUUGCUGGCAGAGUCCCGCGGGACACAGGUUCUGAUGCAGGAUGUGUGACCGGAACGGCGGGCGGCGGCUGCGGCAGUGGCUGAUCGAACAGAUCGACAGCAGCAUGUACCCAGGGCUGAUUUGGGAAAAUGACGAGAAGACCAUGUUCCGUAUCCCCUGGAAGCACGCCGGCAAGCAGGAUUACAAUCAGGAAGUGGAUGCUUCCAUCUUCAAGGCCUGGGCAGUUUUUAAAGGGAAGUUUAAAGAGGGAGACAAAGCUGAACCAGCCACGUGGAAGACGAGGUUACGAUGUGCUUUGAACAAGAGCCCAGAUUUUGAAGAAGUGACUGACCGGUCCCAGCUGGACAUUUCCGAGCCAUAUAAAGUUUACCGAAUUGUCCCCGAGGAAGAGCAAAAAUGCAAGCUGGGCGUGGCACCCACAGGCUGCCUGAGCGACGUCCCAGAGAUGGAGUGUGGCCGUUCAGAGAUCGAGGAACUGAUCAAGGAGCCUUCUGUGGAUGAAUACAUGGGUAUGACCAAAAGGAGCCCAUCCCCACCAGAGGCCUGCAGGAAUCAGAUCCUCCCUGACUGGUGGGUCCAGCAGUCCAGUGCAGGCCUGCCACUGGUGACUGGGUAUGCCACCUAUGACACACAUCAUUCAGCCUUCUCCCAGAUGGUGAUCAGCUUCUAUUAUGGAGGCAAGCUGGUGGGCCAGACCACCACCACCUGCCUGGAGGGGUGCCGUCUGUCCCUGAGCCAGCCGGGGCUGCCUAAGCUGUAUGGGCCCGAUGGCCUGGAGUCCGUGUGCUUCCCGACAGCCGACAUCAUCCCCAGUGAGCGGCAGAGGCAGGUGACCCGGAAGCUGUUUGGGCACCUGGAGCGUGGCGUGCUCUUACACAGUAACCGCAAGGGUGUGUUCGUGAAGCGGCUGUGUCAGGGCCGCGUGUUCUGCAGCGGCAACGCAGUGGUUUGCAAGGGCAGGCCCAACAAGUUGGAGCGGGAUGAGGUGGCACAAGUGUUUGACACCAACCAGUUCUUCCGAGAGCUGCAGCAAUUCUACGCCACUCAGAGCCGUCUACCCGACAACAGGGUGGUCCUGUGCUUCGGGGAGGAGUUUCCAGACACGGCGCCCUUGCGCUCCAAACUCAUUCUGGUGCAGGUAGAACAGCUGUAUGCCAGGCAGCUGGUAGAGGAGGCAAGCAAGAGCUGUGGUGCUGGUUCCCUGAUGCCAGCCCUGGAGGAGCCCCAGCCGGACCAGGCCUUCCGGAUGUUUCCAGAUAUCUGUACCUCACACCAGAGACCCUUUUUCAGAGAAAAUCAACAGAUCACCGUCUAAGCCUCAGUCUGGACACCCCACCUCUCCUGAGCUCAAGCUUCACGAUUCUGUGACCAAGAGAAUUCUGAAAGGACAUGGCCCCCUCUGACUGGGGUGGGCGGGUAUCCUCCGAGGGGCCUCAGGAAGCUGACAGAUGGACACGCUCCUGCUCAGGCAGGUGUCAGAAGCUUGCAGGGACUGUGGUCAGAACCUGUGAUUAACGCGUUCCUUUCCUGUGUUUCCCCCUUCACCGUUCAUGGCUGGCCUUCUUUCUGCAUGCUGAGGUCUUUCUCACGGUGACGGUUCAAAUCAUCUGGUGGCAGCAGACCCGCCUUUGUCCUUCUGUGGCUGAGGGGAGAGAUUUAUGACUUUCUUUGCUUGAUUGUAGACGAGGAGAUUUUACCGUUCAGGCUUUUUCUUUUUGUUUUUUUUUUUUUUUUUUGUUUUUUUGUUUUUUUUUUUUUUUUUUUUUUUUUUUUUUUUUUUUUUUGUUUGUUUGUUUUUUUGCCAGAAGUGUGAAAUAAUAAGUUGACAAUAUAUAUAUAUAUUUUACCCAAACGGGUUUCACUUUUAAAAAGGUAUUUGUAUUCCCACAGACUCUACUGUAAAUCACGUUAGACCUUUCCUCUAGGGUGGGGCAGAUUAUAAAUAUGGGUGUAGAUACUGCUUGCAGGCUUCACAGGAAUUUUGGUUGUGGUUCAUUGAGUCACAUGACUCUGUGUCAGCUGACAGGGCUUUGUGGGGCAUUGUAGAACCAGGCACUGCCGAGAGGACCCAUUCAUUCACUGGCAUCUCAACCUUCCCUUGUCAUGUUCCAUACCCAGUCCUAAGACCCACUGAAAAGCAGUGUCUAAACUGUGCUCUGGGCUCAGAAGUGCCCACCCACAUACCAGGGAAGGCUGCGCAUCCUACACAGUGGGUGCAGAGCGGAACAUCCACCUACAGCACGGUUUGUGCCCCCAAUCUGGCUGGCCAGCCUAGUAUGCAAGUAAUCUAAAUUGGUGACUGCAGUCUUGCCUAAUGGACAGGUUCCAUAGGAGGUAGCCACCGCCAAAGAUUUAGUUUGGCCAUCAGUACACAACAGGUGCAGAGGCCAAGCAGAUGUGGGGGCAGGGAGCAUCGUCUCUUGUCUGAGGACAGGAGGGACCUUCUCUAUUUGUUCUACUUUGUAACCAUCUCUGGGUGACAGGCUCAGCGCAGUUGGAGGAGCCCAAUGUGUUCCUAUUCCCUGGGGAAGGUCAGGGAAAGCCUUACCUGUUGACUGUUCUGGGGAAAAGCGUGAGGGUGCAGAAGACAGUUCCGGGCAGCUACAAGUGAGUGACAGGCCACACCUUACAACCUGAAAAGCUAAGGACCACGGUGACCUUCGUGGCUACUGUAAGAAGGUGGUGGGUUGAGGCCUGCUCAACAGACAGGGUCGCCAGAGUGUGUGACCCCUGCAAACAGAAUCGUGGGGCCCGCUUUUCCCCCUCAGCCAAAGAAGGAACAUCUCUUCCAAAGCCAGGACAACCUGGUCGCUGGCCCCUUGUCACAUGUCACCCCCCCCACACACACACACCUGCCUCAAGGAGUGCUAGUGCCCAAAUCUGUAAUCCAAAUAUUUAUUUUUGUAUCCACUUGAGAAGUAUUGAUCUCAGCCUUUAUUAAAAUAAGUUGUUCUUUCAUAAA